This is a messenger RNA of Ochotona princeps (American pika), 2723 nucleotides long. It is a transcript of the gene CHD1L, whose product is annotated as chromodomain helicase DNA binding protein 1 like. Gene Ontology annotation, molecular function: DNA helicase activity; ATP-dependent chromatin remodeler activity; ATP binding. Gene Ontology annotation, biological process: DNA repair; chromatin remodeling. Lineage: Eukaryota; Metazoa; Chordata; Mammalia; Lagomorpha; Ochotonidae. The transcript has 23 exons. Gene Ontology annotation, cellular component: nucleus. The record is from RefSeq and is a predicted model, not a curated record. The coding region runs from base 51 to 2723 and encodes 890 amino acids.
CCCCUUGCGGCGGCGCACCGCGCGCAGGGGCGGAGCAUCUCGCAGCCCUGAUGGAGGACAGGACUCCUGGCUUCCUGCUGGCCCUUCGGACCAAGGGCGGACCCCAAGGGGUGCGCACGCGGGUGCAGGAGCAGGACUUGGAGCGGUGGGGCCUGACGGGGAUUCGUCUACGUACUUAUCAACUGGAAGGUGUCAACUGGUUGGCCCAGCGAUUCCAUUGCCAAAAUGGCUGCAUCCUGGGAGAUGAGAUGGGCCUGGGCAAGACCUGCCAGACGAUUGCUCUCUUCGUAUACUUAGUAGGACAAUUAAAUGAUGAAGGACCCUUCCUGAUCCUUUCUCCCUUGUCUGUUCUGAGCAACUGGAAAGAAGAGCUGGAGAGAUUUGCUCCAGGUCUUUGUUGUGUAACAUAUGCAGGAGACAAAGAGGAAAGAGCCCACCUUCAGCAAGAUCUAAAGCAGGAGUCACAGUUUCAUGUACUGCUGACCACCUAUGAGAUUUGCUUGAAAGACGCAUCAUUUCUAAAAUCCUUCCACUGGAGUGUUCUUGUUGUGGAUGAAGCCCACAGGUUGAAAAACCAAAGCUCCCUGCUGCAUAAGACGCUCUCAGAGUUCUCUGUAGUCUUCAAUCUCCUGUUAACCGGAACUCCCAUCCAGAACAGCCUCCAGGAACUCUACUCCCUCCUCAGUUUUGUGGAGCCUGACAUCUUUUCCAAGGAGCAGGUGGAAGAAUUUGUUCAACGUUAUCAUGAUAUUGAGAAAGAGUCCAAGUCAGGCAAUGAGCUCCAUGAGCUCCUGCAGCCCUUUCUGUUGAGACGAGUGAAGGCUGAGGUGGCCGCGGAGCUGCCCAGGAAGACGGAAGUGGUGCUGUACCACGGCAUGUCAGCCCUACAGAAGAAGUACUACAAGGCCAUUCUGAUGAAGGACCUGGAUGCAUUUGAAAAUGGUGUGACAAAGAAAAUUAAACUCCAGAACAUCUUGUCCCAGCUUCGAAAGUGUGUAGAUCACCCUUACUUAUUUGAUGGAGUGGAACCAGAGCCUUUUGAAGUUGGGGACCACCUGAUUGAGGCUAGUGGGAAACUUCACCUGCUGGAUAAGCUGCUGGCCUUCCUAUACUCCAGGGGCCAUCGGGUUUUACUUUUCUCCCAGAUGACCCAGAUGUUGGAUAUUCUCCAAGACUAUCUGGACUACAGAGGCUACAGCUAUGAGCGUGUGGAUGGCUCUGUGCGAGGAGAGGAGAGAUACCUGGCCAUCAAGAACUUUGGACGGCAGCCCGUUUUUACCUUCCUCCUGAGCACCCGAGCAGGUGGAGUUGGCAUGAACUUAACAGCAGCAGAUACCGUUAUUUUUGUGGACAGCGAUUUUAAUCCUCAGAAUGAUCUGCAGGCAGCUGCCAGAGCACACCGCAUUGGGCAGAGCAAGUCUGUCAAAGUGAUUCGGCUGAUUGGUCGAGACACCGUGGAAGAGAUAGUCUACAGGAAGGCGGCCUCCAAACUGCAGCUCACCAACAUGAUCAUAGAAGGAGGUCAUCUCACACUGGGAGCCCAGAAACCUUCCACAGAGGGUGACCUUCAGCUGAGUGAGAUACUCAAAUUUGGUUUGGAUAAACUGCUCUCCUCUGAGGCUAGCACCAUGGAUGAAAUAGACCUGGAGUCCAUCCUGGGAGGAACAGAAGAUGGACAGUGGGUCUCUGAUGCCUUGCCAGCUGCAGAAGGAAGGAAUGAAGAGCAAGAGGAAGGAAAAAACCACAUGUACUUAUUUGAAGGUAAAGAUUAUUCCAAAGAGCCCAGUAAGGAAGACAGAAGAUCAUUUGAACAACUGGUGGCGCUUCAGAAAACCCUUCUGGAGAAGACGCGUCAAGAGGGCCGGUCACUGCGAAACAGAGGCGGUGUGCUUAUCCCGGGCCUUGUGGAGGAGUCUGCCAAAAGGAGGCGUGUUCUGAGCCCAGAGGAGCUGGAGGACAGACGGAAGAAGAGACUAGAAGCAGCAGUCAAGAGGAAGAGGACGAUGGAAGAGAAUAGGAGGAAAAAGGAAGAAGCUGAGCAACAGAAAAAGAUGGCCUGGUGGGAGUCCAACAACUACCAGUCCGUCUGCCUGCCCUCUGAGGAGAGCGAGCCAGAGGACCCCGAGGAUGGGGAGGACGAGAGCUCUGCUGAGCUGGACUAUGAUGAGGACCCAGACACAACCUCCAUUAAGUAUGUCAGUGGUGACGUCACCCACCCUCAGGCCGGAGCUGAGGAUGCCCUCAUUGUGCACUGUGUAGAUGACUCUGGCCGCUGGGGCAGAGGUGGUUUAUUCACAGCUCUAGAAGCUCGAUCAGCUGAACCAAGAAGGGUCUAUGAACUGGCUGGGAAAAUGAAAGACUUGAGUUUGGGAGGUGUCCUUUUAUUUCCUAUCGAUGAUAAAGAGUCAAGAAAUGAAGGACAGGAUUUGUUGGCCUUGAUCAUAGCUCAGCACCGUGAUCGUUCCAAUGUCCUGUCCGGCAUUAAGAUGGCAGCCCUAGAGGAAGGCCUGAAGAAAUUAUUUCUAGCAGCAAAGAAAAAGAAAGCAAGUGUCCAUCUGCCCCGCAUUGGACAUGCCACGAAGGACUUUAACUGGUAUGGUACUGAGCGACUUAUUCGGAAACAUCUGGCUGCAAGAGGCAUCCCAACUUACAUAUAUUAUUUUCCUAGAAGCAAGGCUGCUGCCCUUCAUUCACAAUCCUCCUCUUUUUCAGCAAACAGCUAA